Cryptotermes secundus is the source of this 1750-nucleotide messenger RNA. RefSeq names its product aldose 1-epimerase. The transcript is spliced from 9 exons. Gene Ontology annotation, molecular function: aldose 1-epimerase activity; carbohydrate binding. NCBI's taxonomy places the organism in Eukaryota, Metazoa, Arthropoda, Insecta, Blattodea, Kalotermitidae. The record is from RefSeq and is a predicted model, not a curated record. Gene Ontology annotation, biological process: beta-D-galactose catabolic process via UDP-galactose, Leloir pathway; glucose metabolic process. Bases 321 to 1457 code for a protein of 378 amino acids.
UAAAUUUGUGUCAGAAUGCUUUAAAAUGAACGCAAUAACACAUUAAUUGCCUCUCCAACGAUACACGUACAUUUCCGGAGUUUAGUACGUAGGUAAAUCAAUAAAUAACAGACUCUAGCUAGAUGAUCCACCCAGCAUUGAUAACUCAUAAGUGGUAUAUUUUGUACAUUGACUCUUGCCUGCAUAUCUCACUGCUGGUCGUAUAAAAGUACAGUUUGUUACAUAACACUGAAAGUAACUUGUGGCAUGUGACAAUUGGAAGGUUGAUGAACAGUUGAAACCAACGUUUUAACUGAAAUUUGUUCCUUCAGAUUAGAACUAUGUUUGCCAUCAGCUGUCAUGGCACGAUCUCCCCAAAGCAGUAUAGUUACUGUUCAAACUCUUCAGAUGUGAUACUGGCUGAAGAUACAUUUGGAACCUUCAAAAAUGAAUCGGGGAAAACAGAAACAGUUAGACGUUUCACUUUGUCAAAUAAGAAUGGCAUGCGUAUAGAGAUUAUCAACUAUGGAGCUACCAUCACAAGGUUGAAUGUUCCUGAAAAGACUGGGAGACUUGAAGAUGUUGUUUUGGGUUUUGACAAUAUAGAAGGAUAUUUAGGAUCAAGCAAUCCAUACUUUGGAUGCAUUGUUGGAAGAGUUGCCAAUAGGAUUGGCAAAGGGAUGUUCCAUCUUGAGGGUGAAGAAUACAAUGUAACUCUUAACAGAGGAACAUACCAUCUUCAUGGAGGGAAGAAGGGUUUUGAUAAGGUACUGUGGGAGUCACAUGUGGAGGGUAACAAAGUGACAUUUUCAUACCUAAGCAAGUGUGGAGAGGAGGGUUACCCAGGACAUGUUCUGGUACAGGCCAUGUACCAGCUGUCUUCAGAUAAUAAACUUAUUUUGGAUAUGAGUGCCAUAUCAACUAAACCAACACCAAUUAACCUCACAAACCACACUUAUUUCAAUUUGGCUGGACACAAAAAAGGUAGAACUGGUAUUUUGGAACAUACCAUGUGCAUAAAUGCUGAUAGAUACACAGAAGUGGAUCACGAGAGUAUUCCUACAGGUGAAAUAAGGUGCCUUGGAGACUCAAACAUGGACCUGAGAGUUCCGAGAGUUCUUGCUCAUGUUCUGAGUGCUACAGGGGGCAUUGACCACAACUACUGUAUCAACCGGUGCAGCCAUGGAGGUCUCACCUUUAUAGCCAGGGCAACACAUCCCCAAUCGGGACGAUUCAUGGAGAUCUAUUCUGAUCAGCCUGGUGUACAGUUCUACACUGCAAACUUUUUACCUGACCCAAGUUCAGAAGAUACGUUGAUAGUUGGAAAGAAUGGAGCAAAUUAUGUGAAGCAAGGAGCGUUUUGCUUGGAGACACAGAACUUUCCUGAUGCUGUCAAUCAUGUGAACUUCCCAAACAGUAUACUGAACCCAGGAUAUACAUAUACACACAGAGUGAUUUAUCACUUUGGUGUGUUAUAACCUAAUGGUCCUACAAAGGAGAGCUGUCACUGUUCUAAAUGAAUAUGGUGUUAUCUGCUUAACAGCUAAUUUUGUACCAUAAUUAUAUCUUUCCAAAUUUCCAAAUGUAAAAAAAGAGUAUUGGCAAUGCAAAUAAAAAAUACACAGCUUUUGCUACCGAUUUCACUUACUGUCGUAACUAUGUGAAUAUAUCUGAAGUGUUUUGUACAGUAAACAAGAGGUGUAUUCAGAAAAAUGUUGUAAUUAAGAGAAAAAAAUUAUGUGAAGGAUAAAAAUGAAAAUUUGAAAUAAUA